AGGGGGUCAUCAACAGGCAAACAAAUAACAAAAAAAUAACACCGCCUACAUAUCCGUUUUAACCCAACCGUUGCAGACACAAUGCCUUUCUACGAGCUGGUUUGCAUCGCUCGAGCUCAUCUUGUCGAGAGUAAUCUGAAAGAUCUCAUUAAAACCUCGGCAACCCAAGUACUCCAACGAGGGGGAGUUGUACGUGGUUUCGACAACUGGGGCGACCUUCGAUUACCGCAUCGUAUCAAGCGUCAUCAACAGUAUUUUACAGAGGGACAAUAUUGGGUUAUGCAUUUCGAUGCCAAUCCCCUGAUUGUGCAAGAUCUUGGUAAAAAAUUGCUUGUGGAUUCUCGCGUUCUCCGUCACACAUUUGUCAAACUUGGUGACAAGCUGGAAACCUCUGUGGCACGACCAGACAAGACAUAGAAGAAAAGGACGCUCAUGUAACUCUUUGUUAUACUUUGUAAAUAGACUAUUGGUUAGAACGAGUUUUCAUCUGUUGUGUGCUGGAUGUUGUCGUUGUUGUAGCUGUUGUUGUUGUUGCAUAUAACUUCAGGGCGGAGGAGCCUUGAUGAAAAGCAUUUGUGGUGAAAAAGAAAAAAUUCAGGCACGAAGGAAGCGAGAGGGCUAAAUCGGGUCAUAGUAAGUCAAGGGUGAAAUGUCAGACAUUGAAACAAGCAGUUAUUGGCAGGGUGCAUUGGAAUGCUUAAAAAAUCAUACGUUGGGUUCAAACCUUCUAGCCCGACCAUUGAGGCAAAAAGACCUGCAU
Molecule: messenger RNA, 760 nt
Organism: Radiomyces spectabilis
Lineage: Eukaryota; Fungi; Mucoromycota; Mucoromycetes; Mucorales; Radiomycetaceae
Product: 30S ribosomal protein S6
Exons: 3
Coding region: 82-417 (111 amino acids)
Biological process (GO): translation
Cellular component (GO): ribosome; mitochondrial small ribosomal subunit
Molecular function (GO): structural constituent of ribosome; small ribosomal subunit rRNA binding
Source: RefSeq, a predicted model, not a curated record